AUGCUCUCUCAGGCAACGGCGCUCUCUCAGGUGGCGGCAGCGCUCUCUCAGGCAGCGGCGGUGGCGGCAACAGCGCUCUCUCAGGCAGCGGCGGCGGCGCUCUCUCAGGAGGCGGCAGCGGCGGCAGUGGCAACGGUGCUCUCUCAGGCGGCGGCGGCAGGUCUCCCAUCUCAUACACUGGAGAUGGUCCAGGCUCCCUCGUUAACCUCCUCGAACGACCACCCCUCCUCCGCUUUUGUUUUCUGGCAGGCAGUAGGUCCCCUUCCUCCUGGAAGGGGCAGCACGCCACUUGGUGCCCGAUUUCUCCCCGCAAGCAAGGCACCAGCCUUGCUCCUCCAAGCCACCAAGGAGAUCCUCCAGUUCGCCAUCCCACCGCCACUCCCUACCCCAGCCAAGCCUCUUUUUGAAACUGUGCCGGUUGAGGUUUUGUUGUGUAAUGUGAAGUGGCUGUUCAGUAUUGCCUUUGGACUUGCAGCUUGUGCUAGGCAGGUCCGAAGUCCUGUACAGCUAGAGAAUUCAGACAGAGGAGGAUUCCAUAGACUCAGACGUGACACUCGGGUCUCACACUCAGACAAACGUUUCAGUGAGAGGAACAUGGCGUGCUCGUCGUGUGCCGGUGCCGGGGCCUCUAGGGGAGGCAGUGGUUUUCGAGUGGGGUCGUCUCUGGGUUCCCUGCCUCGCUUGCGGAAGCGUCGGAGGGUAGGUCCUGGACGGGAGCCGCUGGAUGAGGCCCUGGUGCGUUUCCUGAGCUCGCAGCGUGCUGUGGAGGAGCGCUUCCUGGCUCUCGAGGAGUGCCGGCUGCAGUGGGAGGCCGAGGCGGAGCAGCGGAGAGCCCAGAUGGAGCAGAGGAGGGCUGAGAUGGAGCGCCAGCACGAGUUCCGCAUGUUCAGUGUCUUCACUCACAUGGUGAGCGCACUGCGGCCCGACCUCUCCCCACCACCCCUUUCCCGCAGGGGCAGAGCCAGGGAGGAGGAGGAGGAGGAGGGCAGGGGAGGACUGUACCCCCGACCGAGCAACGACCCCCCCAGGGCUAGCCCCUAUCUGUCGAGCCGUGGGAACCGGAUCCGAAACUUCGAGACCACAUUGCAGAAGGGCUACACCAUGUACCAUGCUGACAAGCACGACGAGGACAAGAACCCAAGCGGCAUCAUCAACUUGGGAACCAGUGAAAACAAACUGUGCUUUGAUCUGCUUUCCAAACGGCUGACUCAGUCUGACAUGUCCCAGAUCGACCCUCCUUUGCUGCAGUACCCUGACUGGAAAGGACACAGUUUUCUGCGUGAAGAAAUCGCCAGGUUUCUUACCUAUUACUGCAAGGCACCGGCCCCUCUGAAAGCAGACAAUGUUUUGGUGGUGAAUGGCUGUGGAUCUCUGUUCUGCUCUCUCGCUGCAGUUCUCUGUGAUCCAGAAGAUGGCAUCCUGAUCCCCACCCCCUUCUACGGAGUGAUCACUGGGGACGUCCUUCUCUACAGCAGUGUCAGGCUGGUGCACGUGCAUCUCGACAGCCAGAUGAGUGGCAGUGAUGAGCGCCCCUUUCAGCUGACUGUAGAGAAGCUGGAGAAAGGUCUGGAGGAUGCUAAACAGGAGGGCAUCUCCGUCCGGGUCAUGAUUCUCAUCAACCCCCACAAUCCUCUGGGAGAGAUCUACACACCCACAGAGAUGAAAGAAUUCCUUGAAUUUGCAAAGAGACAUGAACUCCAUGCCAUCGUGGACGAGGUCUACAUGCUGUCUGUGUUUGACGAGUCUGCCACCUUUCACAGUGUCCUCAGCUUCAACAAGAUUCCAGACCCGCAGAGAACGCAUGUGAUGUGGGGAAUCAGUAAGGAUUUUGCUGCCUCUGGGCUGCGUGUUGGCACUCUGUACUCGGAGAACAAGCAUGUCAUCGAUGCACUGGGACAGAUGGCCUACUUCCACGGGGUCCCUGGGACAACACAGCACCAAGUGGCCCAUCUGCUUCAAGACAGAGACUGGAUCAACCAGAUGUACCUGCAGACGAACCGGGCCCGCUUAAAGGCAUCGCUUCAGUACAUAACCAGCGAGCUGAACUCGCUCAAUAUCCCGUACCUCGACCGGCCGGCUGGGUUCUACAUCUGGGCAGAUUUCAGAAAGUUCCUCAGGGAAGAAACAUUUGAGGAGGAGAUCGCUCUCUGGCGCCAGUUUCUCAACAACAAGGUCCUGCUCAGCUGUGGUAAAGCGUUUGAGUGCAGCAAGCCAGGAUGGUUCCGAAUCAUCUUCACCGACAAGAUCUACCGGCUGCAGUUAGGAAUGCAGAGGCUAAAGGAAGUUCUGGAUGAUCGGAAUCUAGAUAACCAAUUAGACGGCCUGAAGAAAUCGAGCCAAUCAGAGGAAAAAACGAAGCCCAGUCCAUCAGAAGACAAAAAGAAGCCUAGCCAAUCUGAAGAGAGGAGAAGUCUUGGCAAAUCAGAGGACAAGAAAACUGCUGUGCAUUCAGGCCCUGAUCACGCACUUGACUGCAGCAACGAUGAUAUUGUGGAAGACGCCCUCCAAUCAGCGCCCUCCGCUGGAGGACUGGACAGCCUCAUUGGUGUUCUCAGGAAGCAGAUCCGCUCCUCCGAUUGGCUAGAAAGGAACACCCCAGAAUUGUUUGCGCAUGAGAACCCAGAAGUGUUUGAGGUGUUUAACAAACUCACUGAAAGGUCAAAAGAAUGAAAUAAAAAGGAAAGGGCGAUUUUUUUAUAUACUCUGGAACAGACACAUAUUAUUAAGAUUGUAUUACAGAAUUAUAGCUUUACAUACAAUGUUACUGGUUUUCAGUUAUAAACAGUACAAUUAAAAACACCAUCUAAUGGCAAAAUGUUUGAAGAUUUUAUUUUUAUUUCUUUUUUAAAUUUGCAAUCGGCAAUUGUUUUUUUUUACCCCGUUUUCUCCCCAAUUUGAAAUGCCCAAUUUUAAGCAUGGCUCACUGCUGCAACCCAUGCGCUGACUCUUGUCAUCAGCCAUCCACUUCUUUUCACUCUGCAGGCCUGCUGUGCAGCUACCUCAGAGCUACAGCAUCGGAGGACCACGCAGCUCUGGGAUGCUUGCAGGCAGGCCCGCAGGCACCUGGCCAGUCUACAGGGGUUGCUGGUGCGCAGUGAGCUGAGGACACCCUGGCCGACCUAAGCCCUCCCCACACCGGGCGGCGCUCGGCCAAUUGUGUGCCUCCCCCUGGGAACUCCCAUCCACGGCUGGCAGUGGAAUGGCCUAGACCCAUAUAUAUAGCAAAUAUGAACAUUCGGGGCAUAAACAAAAUAUGUCAUGAAACAUCGUGACACACUGUACAGUAUUUCUUGUCAUGACAUCCUUUAUAAACAUAAUUUCAACUGGUUUUCUGUUUUUGUUUUUUUACACUUUCUUGGCCAUGAACCCUGUAUUUUUUAUUUUUUGUAUUUGUUACAUGAGUCGGAUCACCCCGUUGCAAGAAAGUGCAUUGAUCUGGAAAAUUUAUAUUGGAAAAUACAAAAUGAUUGAGUUGUUUCUGUUUUGCAUUAUUCUUUUUGAAAUACUAGCAAGCAUGGCUGUGUGUGUUUUAGACAGCAGCACUGACAACAGCAUGGAAAAGGGUUGAGCUGUGAAUUUACUCUUCUCUGUGUGUAAGCUGUGAUAAGUUGCUGGGGAAAAAACUAAAUUAGUUUUUCUCAAUAGAUGGAGAAGUAAAGAAUAAACACAGCUGUGCUUUGUUUAACAAUGCUUUUAAAAUACUCUGCUUUGUUCGGUACCAGUUUUCUUUCUGGAAUGUACAUUUUUAAUCCUUUUUGGGUAACUUUUUUGUUUACGUGGAUCCAUCUAGUUGAUUUAAACUCUCAAAAUCAUAGAUUCAGAGUUAAAACUUCCAUAAGAACAUUUAAAAAUGUGAGGAGGCCAUUCAGCACAUCUAUGCUCGUCCAGUUACUGGUAGCUGAUUGAUCUCAACACUGUCAAGAUGGCUCCUAAAAAGGAUCAAAGUGAUUCUGCCUCAACAGCAUGGUUAGGUAACCCAUUCCAUACCCUCACCACUAUCUCACAAGAGAGUAGAAAGAUUGGGCUGUGCUCUUCACCUGUACACUAAGGGCAUUGACCAAAAUGUUUGUCUACAGUAGGAUCCUUUUAAGUUUUACCAAGGUUUAAUGUGAAACUGAUAAAACACAUGUUUACAAAGCUGAAAAUUAAAAAAAAAAAAUGAAAUCUUGUAUCCCUUUGUCAAUAUAAACAUGGUUUGUCCUGUCCUCAAACACCAAGUGUUUGCUAGUGUUCUUACCACUAAUGGAAAUGAGCAGGGGCUUCCUUCAAGUGCUCUCCCUCAAUCUGUACCCCUCUAUACUGUAACAGAGCCUCCAACUCUCUCUCAAUCUGUACCCCUCUAUACUGUAACAGAGCCCCCGACUCUCCCUAAAUCUGUACCCCUCUAAUCAAUGUAGCAAAUAGCACACCCACUCAGCUCUCUCU
Molecule: messenger RNA, 4425 nt
Organism: Acipenser ruthenus (sterlet)
Lineage: Eukaryota; Metazoa; Chordata; Actinopteri; Acipenseriformes; Acipenseridae
Product: 1-aminocyclopropane-1-carboxylate synthase-like protein 1
Exons: 16
Coding region: 1-2670 (889 amino acids)
Biological process (GO): biosynthetic process; amino acid metabolic process
Molecular function (GO): pyridoxal phosphate binding; transaminase activity
Source: RefSeq, a predicted model, not a curated record